Messenger RNA from Boleophthalmus pectinirostris (great blue-spotted mudskipper), 2791 nucleotides. It is a transcript of the gene bard1, whose product is annotated as BRCA1 associated RING domain 1. The record is from RefSeq and is a predicted model, not a curated record. The transcript is spliced from 11 exons. Bases 123 to 2450 code for a protein of 775 amino acids. Gene Ontology annotation, molecular function: protein binding. Lineage: Eukaryota; Metazoa; Chordata; Actinopteri; Gobiiformes; Gobiidae.
UGAACAUUUCCGCAAAUUUCAGGCGCGAAAUAUUGAGGUGUAUUACUGGAGUUGUUAUCCAUGUUGUUAUCCUAGAAAAAGACAACAAAUCUGAUUCGGCAUUAAAACAGAACACAAAACACAUGUUGACAAUGGACAGUGAUGUCCUGCAAACUCCGACAUGGGCGAAAACCAAAGAAGCGAUUACAAACUUCCGAAGACUUCUGCUGUGCUCCAAAUGCUCGCAUUUAAUGAAGGACCCUGUUUGUCUGGGAAUGUGUGAACAUUUGUUAUGCAGGUCCUGCGCUGGUUCCAGUGCAGGCGAUGGGUGCGUGGUGUGUCACAGUCCUGCUUGGGUGAAGGACAUCCAGAUCAACAGGCAGCUGAGUAGCAUCAUAGAGCUAUUCUGUGGUCUGGAGGAUCUCAUGAACCCAACGCAAGACGAUUCAACAAAACAAGAAACACCUGUCUCUAACCAGAAGAAGAAUUUCAAAAUUUGGUUCAGUCCACGCAGUCGAAAAAUCCGCUGUCUGGUGGAAAAACCUUCAGAAGGCACAGCACCAGAGAGCAAGACUCCUGGAGAAACCACUGCUGCAAACACUACAAAUGCAUCGAAAGACCUAUCAGUCUUUAAUUUUACUUCCUCCUCUCAAGACUCUGGCUCUAGUAGUCCACAAAUGUGCAACUCGAGCACAAGAAACAAAAGACAAAACAAGAAAAGUGCUCCUAGCAGAAAACAGCCAUCAGCGCAUGCUACUGUUCACGCCCAACAGAAACAGAGCGUGCAGAAGAUGAGGAGGCUGCAGGCUAUAAAUCAGCAGUGGGGCAUCUCGGAGGGGCCCAUGGCGUUAAAGGAUCAACCAUGCAGGGAGCAGCCACACAGGUCUGGUAAGAGGGUUUCCUUUGGAGGCUCUGCUGUCAACUCCGACCAGCCCCAGGGGACUAAUAAUGAACUCAGCCCUGGCACUGUGACUGGAACUAUCCCGGAAACUAUAUCCAGUGACCGAGUAGCCGAGUCUAACACUGAAAUAGUGGACAAUUUGGACCAGAGGACCAUAGCUCCUCCAAACGAAUGUGAGGCAGAGGACGAUGCAGAGAAAAAGGAGGAAACUGAGCCUUCUCCUGCUAUGAAAAAAUCAAGGAUGGAGGAAGGCCACUCUUUAGACAUGACACCAAAACGUCCCAGGACAUCACCAGGGACCAGGAGGAGGUCGGGGGGUCGUAGGAUUUCCUCUGUCCUCUCCUCUCCGUCUUUGUCCAGUCCUGCAGGUUCAAAGGCAGCGAGGAGCCCCAGAGUGGAACUUGGAGACAGCCCAUCCUCCUCCCUGGGCAGUGUCAGCAGAAAAUCUCCCCGCCUCUCCUGUGGAAGCCCUGCGGUGAUGAAGAGAAACCAUAAGGGAGAGACGCCGCUGCAUAUAGCUGCCAUAAAGGGAGACGUAGAAGCUGUCAAAGAACUGCUGGAGCAAGGGGCAGACCCCAACCUCAAGGAUAAUGCUGGCUGGACACCUCUGCAUGAAGCCUGCAACCUUGGGCACUUGACAGUUGUGGAAAUCCUUGUUUUGAGAGGAGCCCUCCUGAACACGCCCGGCUACGAGAACGAUUCUCCUCUCCACGACGCUGUGAGGAACGGACACACUGCCAUCGCCAGACUGCUGCUGCAGCUCGGAGCUUCCACAAACGUGCUUAAUCUGUAUGGAAAGAGGCCUGCAGAUUAUGCAGUCAGUCGUGAGAUGCUGGAGAUUUUCCAGGAAGCCACUGAAGGAACUCCAAAUGCUAAUACCACACUGAGCCCUGCCAUGGUAAAAAAGAGCGUGGACAGAAGCGACGAAACACUGGUGGUGAUUCUGUCCAGCAAGCUGUCAUCGAGCGAACAGCAACAACUCGCCAAAUUGGGACAGCUGCUCGGGGCGAGAAUGGCCGACACUUUCACUGAAUCAGUGACUCAUGUUGUCGUGCCAGAAGGACAGAUGCCGACUACUUUUAACACCCUACUUGGGCUCUUGGUGGGCAGCUGGGUGGUCAAAUACAGCUGGGUGGAGGCAUGUCUGCGAGCAGGCGAGAGGGUGCCCGAAACUCCCCAUGAAGCUGGAGAAGGCCCCCAGCGCAGUCGCAACAAUAGAUAUAGUCUGCUUCCCCCUCUUUUUGAUGGCUGCUUCUUCUUCUUGCUGGGUUCCUUCUCAAGCCCUGGCAAAGAGGAGUUGACCCGGUUGCUUCGGGAUGGUGGGGGACAGAUCCUGACUCGUCAGCCUAAACCGGACAGUGAUGUGACUCAGACAGUGAGUGCGGCUUCUUACCACGCCCCUCCUGGCUCUGACCAGGCCCUGUGCACCCAGUACAUCCUGUACGACCCCCACGGCCCACACAAGCCUGCUCUGAUCCGGAGAGGCAAAGUGUGGUCUGCCCCCUCCUCCUGGGUCAUCCAGUCCAUCACAGCUUUCAGACUGCUCCCUGUACCAGAGCCUCAGACUUGAACAACUGCAGUCUAAUCCUUUAUGCACAGUAGUUAUCAGAGCAGAUUAUCAUUAGCAGAUUAUGAUGCUUAUUUACUCAUACUCACUGUGCCUUCUAUGUAAUCAUGCUUUUUAAUGCCAAUGCAACCACAAUUUUAGUCAACAAUCAUUUCAACCUUUUGUCAUGUUAUAUUGUAUGUUUUUACAUUCGGUAAAUUAUUGUACAUGCACAAACUGCGUAGGGGAUCUACAAUAUAUGGCAAAAUAUAUCGCUUUACCGCUUAUGCUAAUGUUUCAUUCACUGUGUAUUUUGUGGCAAGUUGUAAUAAUUUCCAACCAUUACAAUAAAUAAUUUACCAUUU